This is a messenger RNA of Rubroshorea leprosula, 2839 nucleotides long. Lineage: Eukaryota; Viridiplantae; Streptophyta; Magnoliopsida; Malvales; Dipterocarpaceae. The record is from the annotation of a GenBank genome assembly.
CGGAUUAGUGCCUCUCUCUUUCGAUCUCAUUGUUCAAUCUUUGUCUGCAACAAUGGCAGAUGCAGUUGUUUCUACCAUCGUACAGCAGGUAUCAACGUUGAUAUCUGAAACAGCCUUUGUAGUUGUGAGCCUACUGUGGAAUGUGGAGGGAGAAGUGGAAAAGCUCAGCAACAGUUUCUCAUCCAUCAAAGCUUUACUUGAAGAUGCUGAUGAAAAGCAAAUAUCUAACAAAGCUGUCAAGUUAUGGUUCGAUCGGCUUAAAGAGGAAUCUCUCGACAUGGAGGAUGCUUUGGAUGAGUGGAAAACUGUACUCCUGCAUGAGGAUGCUUUGGAUGAGUGGAAAACUGUACUCCCGCAUCGACCAACUGCUGGAGCUGAAGAAGCUUCUCUUCAGAGGAAAGUAAGCCUGUUCCUCCAUCGCUUUUCUUUUAAUCGGGUUCGUAGAUACUAUCGAAUUGCUAGAAACAUAAUGGAAAUUAAUGGGAGGUUAGAUGAGAUUGCUAAGGAGAAAGAUAGGUAUGUGCAUCUGCUGUUAACAGAUCGGGCUACUAGUGGUCGUCCGGUUGGGUCAACAAAUCCACGAGAAACUGCAUCUUUUAUUGAUGAGUCUGGGAUGGUUGGUCGAGAUGAGGUGAAGAAAGAAAUUAUAAGUCAUUUGUUGUGUGGGAGUAGCACAGAAGAAGAGGGUAGCUCUAUUCAAACCAUAUCUAUAGUGGGAAUUGGGGGAAUUGGUAAGACUGCUCUCGCCCAAUUGGUCUACAAUCAUGAAGAUGUUAAACAACAUUUCACUAGAAUCUGGACAUGUGUUUCAGACACUUUCACUGUGAAGGAAAUCGCAAAAGCAAUGAUUGCAGAGCUCGAAAGCACGAAGAAAGCAGAGGUGGAGCCAAACGUCCCAUUAAAUGCUCUUUUAACAAGAAUUGAGAGUUCCAUAAGGGGAAAGAAAUACCUUCUUAUUCUUGAUGAUGUUUGGACAAAUGACAAAGAAGACUUUGGAGGACUGAAUGUCAUUCUCAAAAGUGGUGCUCCAGGAAGCAGGAUUUUGGUGACUACUCGUGAUCAUGCUGUUGCUAGAGGCAUGGAAAGUUCACACAUCAUCCCUUUAAAGGAAUUGAGUGAAGAGCUAUGUUGGUCCAUCCUUAAGAAAAAAGCACUUCGAAGAAGGGACAAAGAGACUUGUGAAGAUUUUGAGGCAGUUGGGCGGCAAAUCGCUGGUAAGUGCAAGGGUCUACCACUCGUUGCGAAGACUCUGGGAGGCCUCUUACAAGUUAAAGACGCUAAAAAACAGUGGUUGGAGGUCUUGAAUAGUGAGUUAUGGGGAAUGGAAAUAGUGCAUAAAGAAGUUUUUGUUCCUCUCUUGUUGAGUUAUUAUGAUCUGCCUUCACCAAUAAAAGAGUGUUUGGCUUAUUGUGCUGUCUUCGCUAAAGACAAGCGUAUUUAUACUUGUCAUUUGAUUGCACAUUGGAGGGCACAAGGUUUCUUAGGCCUUGAUGAUGGGGAUGAUGCAUCAUUGGAACUAAAAGGCGUGGAGUACUUUAAGUGCUUAAUGGCACGCUCUUUCUUCCAAGAUGAUUGUCGUCCUUACCUUUUUUAUUCUGAUCGGCAUGGUCCUUACCAUUUUAAGUGUAAGAUGCAUGAUUUGGUACAUGACUUCCUUCUUUUCUUGACCAAGGGUGAAUUUAUGACAGAGAUCGUCAAAAUAGGUGAUAAAAGUUUGAAAUUGAACUCAGAAGGUGAUAAAACUUGUCGGCAUUUGACAUUGAUGGCUGAUAGCGGCCUCCAUUUUCCUGAAUCCAUUUCAGAUGCAGAAAAAUUACGAACUGUUGUGAGUGAUGCUGUUACUAGUGAGAAGGCCCUGUGCAAUUUAUUUAAUCAAGCAAGUCGCUUAAGGUUGUUGGAGUUGGAUAUGCAAAAAUAUGAGGGUUCAACUAUUCCUGAAGACUUGGCAAACUUGUUGCACUUAAGGUACCUUAACUUGGCACAUUGCUAUAACCUUAAAAGGUUGCCUAAAGCACUCUGUAGAUUGUACAAUUUGCAAUUUCUAGAUCUGUACAGCUGUUUUGAAGUGAAGCAAUUGCCAACUGAGAUUGAAAAUUUAGUCAACUUGAAACUUCUUCGCACCACAGCGUGCUUGAACUUAACUUGCUACCCAAAAGAAGUCGGGAGAUUAACUCGUCUUACACAAUUAAUAGGGCUCAUUGUGAGAGUUGACUGUGACGACCCUAAUGAGUUUAGCAUUGGAGAUCUGAAAAACUUAGAACUGCUUGUUGUGCUUUCCAUGAAAAUUGUGGGAAACAGAAUAAAUAGGUCUGAAUCUAGAAAGGUGAAUCUUCAGAAAUUGGAGGAGGUGAAGAUAUUGAAGGCUGGAACCAUAGCAGAAGCUGGAGAUGCCAUACUUGAAUCCCUAAACAUGUCCUAUGUGCCAAGGUGGAGCUUUGAAGAGGACUACUAUAUGCAUGGCCCUUUCAGUUCAUCAAGAAAUGAAUGCUUCUGCUACGGCUUUUUUUGAACAACUGGACCAAGAUAAUGCUUGUGAAGAUGAAAGCUGCCAGCUUCAGGUAUUCUUUCUUAUUCUUUGUUGUUGUUGUUGUUGUUGGGUGUUUUUUUUUUUUUUUUCUGGCCUUUGAUCUAUCAUGCUUAAGUUAAUUUUAUUUAUUUGUUUAUGUUUAGGGUGAUGACUACUAUUUAUAUCUUGGAAUUGCUGAACAUUGUGUAUUUUUACAUUAGUUUGCAAGAUUAUAUGUUUGAGUUAAGGCUAAUUUAAUUUUGAACUACCAUUAACUUGUUAUCACUUUGUUCAAGAAUUAGAAAGUUUGUUUAAGAAAACCUCAACUUUGCC